AUGGUUUUUUACUCGCUACCGUCUCCUCGGGUUCUCGGUGAGGACCGAGGUGGACUGCAGACGAACAACUCACUUACAACACCGCCAGAGCUGGGCACAUCGAACCCAUGCAAUCGGAAUCCACUUUCAUCUGAAGAUGAGAUAAUUUGCUGGCGCCAUGCCACAUUUGCCGCCUCCGCACCUCACAAGUUCCGCGCCAGCAUCCACGCCCGCAUUCAAGCCAAGUUCCACGCCGAUAGCCGCUGGGGCAAGCUGCAAAGUUCGGAUACGGAUACCGACACUGCCCCUGGAAUCAUGCAACGGUCAAAGUUUCUAUGCAAAUCGAUCCGAUGGACGCACAACCCCCUUCAGCUUGGCUGGCAGAUUGUCUACCGGGGCCAAAUCGACAUAGGUGGCAGCUGCUGGAGCUUCGAACCCGGAACACCCGGUGGAUGUGAUAUCGGGAACCUUUCGCGGAUGCCCCGACCCUUGUUUCCUGCAGCUCCCCUGAUCUUCGGCACAUCAGAGCUCCAACUGAUCCGCGAAUUAUCACCAACACGCCCAUCGACGGAACGCGUUGUGCGGCUGAUUGUGUCAUCCGAACCAUCAGGCCUCCAUGUACCUGUCAAUCUGGCAUCUGCAAUCUUCAACCAAGAUGGCACCCUCAAAGGACACUGGUGCCACUUCGCGCCACCUGUGGAGGAGAGGAUCCGGGGAUAUUCCUGCUGCCGUGGACCUGGCCAGAACAACCAGCCGUUGCUAGCCAAUGAGAAGCUGUCCCGAACAUUUAUGCAUUUUGAGAGCUCCCAGCACUUGUCGAUCGCAUUGUACCACUACCCCAUUACAGUCAGAACGAUACAAAGACCGAUCAAUUGA
Molecule: messenger RNA, 855 nt
Organism: Colletotrichum lupini
Lineage: Eukaryota; Fungi; Ascomycota; Sordariomycetes; Glomerellales; Glomerellaceae
Exons: 9
Coding region: 1-855 (284 amino acids)
Source: RefSeq, a predicted model, not a curated record